AUGUGUGCCGUUCGGCCUCCUCAAAUCUUGAGCAUCACUAAAGGUCACAAUAGCAAGAUCCGGCGAAUCAGAUGGGAACCCAUCACCUUUUUCGAAGAAGAGGAAAAAGGCAUUAUCUUCCCCCACUCUGAUCUCAUGAUCAUAAAAGCUGACAUUGCCAAUUUGGACGUAGGCCGAAUCCUCAUCGACAUCAGCAGUUCAGUUAACGUGCUAUUUGCCAAUGCAUUCAACGGCCUUGAAAUCAAGCACCAGUGCCUCAACCAGGACAUUACCCCUCUUUUGAGCUUCUCAGGUGAUGUUGAACCGAUCGGAAACAUCCAGCUCUCCAUCGCCAUUAACGCCACCUCCAGAAGAUCAAUUGUCUACACUCACGUCCUGGCCAGCACUGACCCAAAUGAAGGCCAUACUGUCGCAACACAUGUUCCUCAUGAAAUUCCCGAUGCACUCUGGCGUUGGCCAAAUGCGAGGGGAUCAAUUAAGUGUAUGGACGUGUUAUGUAUUGGUGACCAAAGACACAAGUCAUAUGCAGUCUCAACCGUCGUGACCAUACCGAACGGCAAGGGAUGGACCGAUCUACCUGACGAUCCUCGAGACGAAGCUGUCACUCCCCAAGCCCAGGCAGUCGAAGACCUAGAAACGGUAUCUCUCUCCGACACACUACCCGACCAGCAGGUCAGGACCGGCACAAUCCUCAGUCUACCAUUGCGAGCCGAAUUCAUCACCUUUCUUAGGGCCAAUUCGGAGAAAUGGCGAGCCUAUGACGCCGAACAGUAUGAAGCAAUGAAGCUUGAAAUAGAUAUAUUAUGGACAAUCGGCUUCAUCCGAAAGGUAGUAUACCUGAUCUGGCUUGCAAAUUCGGUCAUUGUAAAGAAAGUUAGUAGGGCCUGGCGAAUGUGUCAAGAUUAUACCAAUCUAAACAAGGCAUGCCCGAAGGACAGUUUCCUGCUACCUAGAAUUAACCAAUUGGUGGACGCCACAGCAGGCAACGAACUAUUGAGUUUCAUGGAUGUCUAUUUAGGUUACAACCAGAUUUUUAUGCAUCAUGCCAAUCGCGAACACACGACAUUCAUCACCGACAAAGGGCUCUACUGCUACAAUAUCAUGACCUUCGGCCUGAAAAACACAGGGGUAACCUAUCAACGGUUGGUCAACAAGAUGUUUGCUGAACUUAUCGACACCUCGAUGGAAGUUUAUGUAGACGACAUGCUAGUCAAGAGCAAGACUGCUGAUCGCCAUCUUCACAAUCUCUCUCUCAUGUUCGGCAUCCUGAAGGAUUACAACAUGCGUCUCAAGGCUAAGGUCAACCCUGUGGCUCACACCGAUAGAUCAAUUAGAUAUGAAUCAUCAUUCACGACCGAUUCACUCGUCAAGUUCAUUAAUCGGCAAGCUCUCCCGAAUGCCCCUUUGAACAUACUAUCAGUACUAGCUACCAAACAACCCUCGAGCAUGUGUUCAGCAUGCCUUGCCAAUCCUGCAGGACAACGUCGAACCUCCCACCAAGACAUGUCGGGACGCUUGUCGACCACUAAAAGCACUCCCACAAGUCCCACAUUGAAACUAAGUGCCAAGUGA
This is a messenger RNA of Prunus mume (Japanese apricot), 1572 nucleotides long. The record is from RefSeq and is a predicted model, not a curated record. Lineage: Eukaryota; Viridiplantae; Streptophyta; Magnoliopsida; Rosales; Rosaceae.